GUUAUGUGUUGGUCACAACCACUACGAACAACAAUACAAAAUGACAGAAAUCAAGAGACGAUUGCUAUCCGUGCUCCUAACUCUAAUGAUCAGUCUUUCUACAAGCAAAGCCGGCUCUUCAAAGUGUUAUACGCCAGAAACUAUAGAUUAUUCUCUGAGGGGAGAGUUUUGUGAUCAGCCCAUAUUCUCUGUGGUUGUUCCUAAGACUGAAGAGUUCAUUCUGCUGGACAACAUAUGUUACACGUACUUCCCUCUGCCAGACGAUCCCUCAACAUUUACCCUUUAUGAGGCCCGAGUCUAUUGUGACGGAUCGUUCACAGUAACUACUAACGUUGCUACCGAGAUCGGCAUUGGGCAGUCUAUAAUUGCAAAUCCGUACGGCACGGUACGUGACUACAUCAUUGGAUACGCUGGCUGCGAUACUUACCUGGUGUAUCGAUGCUUUGUGUUUGGAGCGGAAGAGCCUGAUUAUAUUGCUGGGUUCUCCCCCAAAUGUCAACCCAUCGGAUUGUCUUGCCUGCGAAAAGUCAAAGAGAUCAUCAGCGAGAGAGGACUACCUGAAGUUGACUACUACAUUCUGCCCAACAAACUACCCAAUAGAUGUGUAACACAACAGCUGUGUAUACAACCACCCAAUCCCUUCUACAAUAACCUACAUAGUGUGGCCAAAUUGUAGAGAUGAACUUGAAACUACUUAAAGUAUGUGUAAAUAAUCAUUAAUCUUUUUAAUAUACGCUCGAAACAGAUGAUAACUUUCAAAGUGCUGCAUUGAGCCGGGUUCGUGUCUUUACUGGGUAAAUGAUCUUAUUCAAAUAUCUUUUGUUCGGAUGAAAACGCAUUCGAAUAAAAAGUUAGGGAUUGAAAAUAAUGUGCUACUAUUUGAAAAAAAUCCGAUUCUGUCAUAAACAAAUAUUAGUAUCCUUUGAAUUUUUUAUUUAAUCGGUCAUGAUGCAUUUUGGGUGUGAUAAAAAAUAUUUAAGAAAUUGUGAUUUCUAAUAUUGUGAUAAAAAAUAUCCUGUAAAAUAAAAUAUUUUUUGCAUCUUAAAUCAUACGUCAAGUGCUACGACCAACCACAUUAUUAUGAAAAUAUGGUGUAAAAUUCCUCAAAAGGUGUAAAUUUUACUUACUUUACAUUCACUAAAGAGUUUCAUUAUGUUAUUAGAAUUUAAUUUUAACUAGCUGUCACCCACGGGAUUCACCCCGUUUGACCUCAUAAGUACUGUAUUAAUAAAAUUAUUGAUUGGUUAAAGUUAAGCUGAAAUAAACAAAACAGGAUACAGUAAUACAAACAAAUAAGUACAGCUGAGGUAUUUUUAACAUUAGGUGGAAAGUUCCCUUUAGAAAGAACUUACGAACUUAAAGGGCAAUUUAUGAAAUAAUGGAUAGUUUUGCGCAAGGUUUCUCGUCAUGAAGAACAUUUUAAGUAUAUGGUUUAUGGGGGUGUGACUUGUAGUUUUCUCAAAAGUUCAUGGGUACUUUUGGCUUUAUAUAUAGAUAAUUGGUUUCGCAAUACCUGUUAUUUCUAAAUUGAAACUUACGUCAAAGUAUGUACGUCAAAGUACAUGUUUCGGCAAGCUGGCAUUUUCAAGCACACAGUUCAGAAACAAACAUUAAAUCCGCUUGUAAAGCUUCGUUGUUGUUCACACACACGAUACAUACAUUUAACAUACGAGGUAUAAAUUAAUACUUUUAGUUUGAUAGACCUGUCACGGGUACGCAUCGUUGCUGUUACACGAUCGGGAUUACUUCGGUUCGACAGGAAAUGUGAAACCAGUUAGUCAAUAUUACAGUUCCGGAGCUACUAUAAUGAAUUUUAAUGAAUUUAAUUUGUCAAAAAUGCAACUGUCUAAAUAAGUUUUUACGUACAAAGGCUUAGCGAGCUUAGAAUAUUACAUAGGAAAUCUUUCAUCAUGUCUAGUAAAAAGUAUCAGAUCCCAAAAAGUCAUGAAAGUUUGAUUACUAGUCUUGGUGACAAAUAGCUGCAAUAUCUCUUAGAUAUUGAUAACUUAAAUUUUUCACAACUGUGGAUUUCAUCAUUAAAAUAUAUAAAUUUAAA
Molecule: messenger RNA, 2056 nt
Organism: Macrosteles quadrilineatus (aster leafhopper)
Lineage: Eukaryota; Metazoa; Arthropoda; Insecta; Hemiptera; Cicadellidae
Exons: 6
Coding region: 41-676 (211 amino acids)
Source: RefSeq, a predicted model, not a curated record